This is a messenger RNA of Hyposmocoma kahamanoa, 2892 nucleotides long. RefSeq names its product piwi-like protein Ago3 (gene Ago3). Gene Ontology annotation, biological process: regulatory ncRNA-mediated gene silencing. The record is from RefSeq and is a predicted model, not a curated record. The transcript is spliced from 16 exons. Lineage: Eukaryota; Metazoa; Arthropoda; Insecta; Lepidoptera; Cosmopterigidae. Gene Ontology annotation, cellular component: P granule. Gene Ontology annotation, molecular function: piRNA binding; protein binding. The coding region runs from base 1 to 2778 and encodes 925 amino acids.
AUGGAUCCGGGAAAGGGUCGAGGCAGGGGCCUGGCCUUGCUUCAGGCCCUAAAGAAGAGUCAGAACAUGGAUUCUUCACCGUCAUCGGAUGAGGCUUCUCCGGAGUCCACUCCUAGUGCGAGUGCUACUCCAAGUGUUGUGAGCUCAGCAACAACGGCUGCAUCACUGGGAGGUCGAGGUCGUAUGGCAGCUAUGAUGCUCUCCAAAGUGCAACAGAAGCCCGGAGGGCCUGCUUUUACUCCUGCAUCGGAUGUGAGUCCUAGCCCUGCUGUUGGGCCAAGAGGUGCGGGUAGAGGAAUCCAGCUUUUGCAAACAUUAAAAGCAACCUCAAAACCAAAGCCCGAAGAAGUUGGCCAAAGCGACAUGCGAGAAGUCACUCAUAAAAUGGCAGAGAGUACUGUAUCCGACUCGACCUCUGCAGCUGGUACCGUCGCCACAAUGAGAUCUUCCGUUGCGAAGAACAAGUAUUUCAGGGAAGUAAAAGACGCACCACCCUUAGUGCAAAUGGGUCAAUCUGGCACGCCAUGUGAGGUCACUUCGAAUUUCAUUAAGCUAAACUUUGAAGAGAACACUGUUUUUGAAUACGAAGUCCGCUUUGAUCCCGACCAAGAUCACAAGUCUGUACGCUUUAAGCUUCUUAAUGAGCAUCAUCAUUACUUUGAAGUGAAAACAUUUGAUGGCACAACUUUGUAUGUGCCCCACAAAUUGCCCGAUGAGGCAAUGAGUUUGGUGUCAACUAAUCCGUUUGACAACAGCAAGGUCAACAUUACGAUCGUCUUUCGGCGGACUCGUCGUCUAAGUGAAAUGGUACACAUAUACAAUGUACUCUUCAAGCAUAUUAUGAAAGACUUGGAACUCAUUCGCUUUGGUCGACUCCACUUCAAUGAGCAUGCUGCCAUUCAGAUACCGCAGCAUAAGCUGGAGGUUUGGCCGGGAUACGUAACAGCAGUAGACGAAUAUGAAGGAGGUCUCAUGCUGACUCUGGACUCGACCCACCGGGUGCUCCGGACGCAGUCUGUGCUGUCUCUCAUAAAGGAGACCGUGCAACAUCAAGGAGCUAAUUGGAAGCGGGCCUUGACAGACAAACUCGUCGGUUGUUCUGUUAUGACUACCUAUAACAAGAAACUUCUUCGAGUCGAUAGUAUAGACGACACAAUGACACCGAGAUCAACAUUCGAGAAGAAUGAGAAGGGGCAGCUGGUGAAAAUCAGCUAUAUCGAUUAUUACAAGAAAAAUUACGGUAUUGACAUCAUGGACUGGGAUCAACCUAUGUUGAUAUCGAGGGACACUAAGCGAAUGCCGGGCUCAGAGAAAAAAGUAGAAUUCAUGAUCUGCCUGGUGCCAGAGUUGUGUCAGUUAACCGGUUUGACCGACGACCAGCGAAGCAACUUCCGCCUCAUGAAGGACGUAGCCACAUAUACGAGAAUCACGCCUAACCAGCGGCAUGCGGCUUUCAAAAAGUACAUCGAAAACGUCCUAUCUUGUGAGACAGCACGUAAACGUCUAAAGGGCUGGGGCCUAAGCAUCGCCCCUGAUACAAUAAACAUAACCGCUCGCACGCUUCAACCGGAGACACUACUGUUCGGUAAUAAUGAAAGGGUGAAUGGAAAGCCUAAUGCUGACUGGAAUAUGGAAGUAACCAAGCAACAUGUGAUGCAGUCCGUCGAUGUAUUGCGUUGGACAAUACUGUUUACCGAUAGAGAUAAACAGGUCACCGAAGAUUUUAUCCAAACCAUAAAACGGUGCUCUCGUCCUAUGGGUAUCACCGUACAGGACCCAGACAAGAUGCGGCUGCCCAAUGAUCGUACUGACUCUUUUAUACAAGGUUUGAAAAAAGCGAUCACGUCUGAUUUGCAACUAGUGGUUUGCAUUUGUCCUACUUCGAGGGAUGACCGAUAUGCAGCUAUUAAGAGAAUUUGUUGUGCUGAGAAUCCAGUGCCGUCUCAGGUAAUAAACGCAAGAACCAUAAUGAACCAGCAAAAGAUCCGAUCUAUCACCCAAAAGAUCGCAUUGCAGAUCAACUGCAAACUGGGUGGCACGCUGUGGAACAUUAGCAUACCUUUCAAGACCGCCAUGAUCGUGGGCAUUGACUCGUAUCACGACGGUGGCCGGAAGAAGCGUAGCGUUUGCGCUUUUGUGGCGUCGUACAACCAGACAAUGACGCACUGGUAUUCAAAGGCUGUGUUCACGUCGCAAGGCCAAGAGAUAGCAGACGGCCUUAGGUCCUGCCUCGUGGAUUCACUCACUCAUUACUUGCGGGUCAAUGGCAAAUUGCCCGAUAGAGUCAUAAUGUACAGAGACGGAGUCGGCGAUGGUCAGCUAAAGACUGUUAGAGAUUACGAGAUCCCGCAAAUGCAAGUGUGCUUCAAUUUGCUGGGUGAAACCUACAAGCCGUCGCUGACAUAUAUCGUCGUCCAGAAACGGAUCAACACGCGCAUUUUCGCUAAGGUGAAUGGUGGAUUCGAAAACCCCCCACCUGGAACCAUCUUGGACCACGCUGUCACUCGUCGAGAUUGGUACGAUUUCUUAAUCGCCUCUCAAAAAGUGAACCAAGGAACUGUGACGCCAACUCACUACGUGGUCGUCCACGACGACAGUGGUAUGACGCCUGAUCAAUGUCAGCGUCUGACCUACAAAAUGUGCCACCUGUAUUACAACUGGCCUGGCACAGUGCGCGUACCGGCACCAUGCCAAUACGCUCACAAAUUAGCCUUCCUCAUUGGCCAAAUACACGAAGAACCUUCAGAAAAAUUGGCAGAUAAGUUGUUCUUCUUGUAAUGUAAUUUAGAAUUAAGAAUAUCUUCUUAUUACCGAUUAACGUUAACCGAAUUAAGGAUAACCGGUUUACAGAUGCUGUAAAGAAUAAGUUGUUUGUCAGAAUACUUCAGUAUU